GGUGGGCAGAGAGUUUACUUCGUUGUCUUAUCUUGCACUUGUGUUGAGCGCUUGCAAACUCCCAACGUUUGCUUAGAUCAUCAGGAUGGACGGCAAAUCUGCAAAUAGGGCACCAGUAGAGAACGUGGAAAAUCAAGGCGAGUCAACUACCGAGCUGAAAAACAAACCACUGGACCUUGCCUACGGCAUUGAGGAUGUGCCUCCAUGGUACCUGUGUUUAUUGCUGGGCUUUCAGCAUUACCUGACCAUGUUUGGUGGCACCAUUGCAAUUCCGCUCCUUCUGUCUCCUGCCCUCUGUAUUGGUGAUGACAACCUGGCCAAGAGUAAACUCAUCAGCACAAUCUUCUUUGUGUCUGGAAUUUGUACACUUUUACAGACCAUUUUUGGCGUCAGGUUACCGAUUAUUCAGGGUGGUACGUUUUCCUUCCUGGCUCCAACAUUCGCCAUCCUGGCUCUACCACAUUGGCAGUGUCCUGCACCUGACAAUACAACGUCUGGUCUGAAUGGGACCCAGAAUUUCACCAGAGAGACGGUUAACAACGAUGAAGUAUGGAUGAGCCGAGUCAGAGAGAUCCAAGGUGCCAUCAUGGUGUCAGCCAUCUUUCAGGUGUUUCUUGGCUUCAGCGGCAUUGUGGGAUUGUUGAUGAGGUUUAUCGGGCCGUUGGUCAUUGCCCCCACCAUCACCCUGGUGGGCCUGGCCCUGCUGGGAGCUGCAGCAGACUUCGCGGGCAAACACUGGGGCAUCGCAGCUCUAACUAUAAUCCUGAUUACCCUGUUUUCCCAGUACUUGAGGAAUGUGAACAUCCCCUGUUGUGGGUACAGUAGAGACCCAGGCUGCCAUUGCCAUGCCGCCUCCUUACCUGUCUUCAAACUCUUCCCAGUCAUCAUGUCCAUGGUCAUUGCCUGGAUUUUCUGCGCCAUCCUGACUGUGUCGAACGUUCCAGGGUUCACAGCAAGGACAGACGUGAGGAUAGGUGUGCUGCAGCAGGCACCCUGGUUUAGGUUACCUUAUGCAGGCCAAUGGGGCAUGCCCACUGUGAGUGUUGCGGGGGUGUUCGGCAUGUUGUCAGGAGUGUUGGCUUCCGUGAUCGAGUCUAUUGGUGACUACUACGCAUGCGCAAGGCUGUCCGGUGCCCCUCCUCCCCCCACCCAUGCCGUCAACAGGGGAAUAGGUAUAGAAGGGAUCGGGUGUAUCCUGGCAGGAGCCUGGGGCUCAGGAAACGGCACAACAUCGUACAGUGAGAACAUAGGGGCCAUCGGCAUCACUAAGGUGGCCAGUAGGAGAGUAGUCCAGGCAGGGGCCGUUAUCGCGAUCCUUCUCGGCAUGCUGGGGAAGUUCGGCGCCCUGUUCACCACCAUCCCGGACCCGAUCGUAGGCGGGAUGUUCUGCGUGAUGUUCGGGAUGAUCGCCGCCAUCGGCGUCUCCAACCUACAGCUCGUCGACCUGAACUCUUCCCGGAACCUUUUCGUGUUUGGUUUCUCCGUUCUGAUGGGUCUAGCUGUGCCCUAUUGGCUCAAGAAGCAUCCUGGAAUUAUUGAAACAAAUGUACCUGAACUAAACCAGAUCAUCACAGUUCUGUUAACCACCAGCAUGUUUUUGGGAGGCUUCAUCGCCUUCAUUCUGGACAACACCAUCCCUGGAACUGCAGAAGAGCGAGGCCUGCUUCACUGGAACAAAGAAGCCGGCAGCGACACAGAGAUGACCCUGGAACAGCGGGAAGCCAUGAAGGUGUACGAUCUGCCGUUCGGGAUGGGCGUCAUCCGCCGCUCCAACUGUGCCCGCUUCCUCCCCUUCUGUCCGACCUUCCUUCUACCACCAAUCACAGAGCAGCGAGACGGCAUAUCUGCUGGAAAUGGCACAAACCAAACUACCUCAUUCUAAUGAUAAAACACAAUGUUAUGAUACUAUUCAAAGUAAUAGAAGCUAAAAUAUACAAUCCUUUUACUUCCUUUUCACUUGACAUGAAUUUUCAGACGUAUUGUUAGGAGACAGGGUAAUUUCUUUCACUUCUAAAGUUAUGAUUUUGUCGUUCUAGUUAUAGCGAUUAAAGACAUCGAAUAAAAUUUCAGGACGGCAAAGAAAGAAUAUUCUAAAAGGAUGUAGAAAUCUGUCUGAUAUUGACAUUUACUGCCGUUUCUUCGUAGCAUAUUUUUUCAUCAUCUGAAACUUACUAGUACACUCAUUAUGACCU
Messenger RNA from Branchiostoma belcheri (Belcher's lancelet), 2192 nucleotides. RefSeq names its product solute carrier family 23 member 2-like. Gene Ontology annotation, biological process: transmembrane transport. Gene Ontology annotation, molecular function: transmembrane transporter activity. Lineage: Eukaryota; Metazoa; Chordata; Leptocardii; Amphioxiformes; Branchiostomatidae. Gene Ontology annotation, cellular component: membrane. The record is from RefSeq and is a predicted model, not a curated record.